Mangifera indica (mango) is the source of this 932-nucleotide messenger RNA. Its product is annotated as probable calcium-binding protein CML15. Gene Ontology annotation, molecular function: calcium ion binding; enzyme regulator activity. The record is from RefSeq and is a predicted model, not a curated record. Bases 219 to 707 code for a protein of 162 amino acids. Lineage: Eukaryota; Viridiplantae; Streptophyta; Magnoliopsida; Sapindales; Anacardiaceae. The transcript has a single exon.
AAACUAAAACAAAACAAACUUCCCUUACCAUUAUUUAUCACUAGCUAAAAUUAAUUAAUUAUAACCCUUCCCUGACAAUUCAACGCGCUUUGCCUUUGAAACAUUCAAUAUUUUUACCCGAAACACAAACACAACAAAAGCCUUUCAUCUUCAUCAGGCCACAAAAAGAUAAAAUUUAUUAUCUUAUUUUCAUUUUCAUCAACAACCCAAUUACGAGUAUGAUGCCUUCCCUCCAAUCCGAUCAAGUUAAACAACUGAGAGACAUCUUCAAGCGCUUCGAUAUGGAUUCUGAUGGCAGCCUGACCCAGCUUGAACUGGCUGCACUUUUGCGAUCUUUAGGCCUGAAGCCAAGCGGGGAUCAGCUACACGUUUUGUUGUCGAAUAUUGAUGCGAAUGGCAAUGGGUUUGUGGAGUUCGAUGAAUUGGUUUCUGCAAUAUUGCCCAACAUGAGCGAACAGAUUUUGAUCAACCAAGAACAGCUUUUGGAGAUGUUUAGGUCGUUCGAUCGUGAUGGUAAUGGCUAUGUUACAGCGGCUGAACUGGCGGGUGCCAUGUCGAAAAUGGGUCAACCUUUAACGUAUCGAGAGCUUUCCGAAUUGAUGAAGGAGGCUGAUUCUAAUGGAGAUGGCGUUAUUAGUUUUAAUGAAUUUGCAUCGAUUAUGGCCAAGUCUGCGGCUGAUUAUCUAGGCCUUAACUGUACUACAUAGGGCUAUCAGCUCUGUUAACAAGUUCAUAUUCAUUGGGGUUAAGGAUUCAUUUUCCAUUGUAUGAUUUCAAUUAUCAUUCCCCCCACUUUUUUGCUCUUAAUUUUAUCCUUUCUUCUUGGUUAUCUUUUUAUUUUGUAUUUCCAGAUUUGUAUCAGGCAUCGUAUGUAUUUCCAGAUUUGUAUUAUCAUUCAUCUUCUCCUGCAUAACUCAACUUGUAAUUUUAGA